Molecule: messenger RNA, 1692 nt
Organism: Mycetomoellerius zeteki
Lineage: Eukaryota; Metazoa; Arthropoda; Insecta; Hymenoptera; Formicidae
Product: probable cytochrome P450 6a13
Exons: 6
Coding region: 65-1627 (520 amino acids)
Molecular function (GO): monooxygenase activity; iron ion binding; oxidoreductase activity, acting on paired donors, with incorporation or reduction of molecular oxygen
Source: RefSeq, a predicted model, not a curated record
UCAUCGUUUAUCUAAAUGCGAAAAGCUGUUUUUUUGAAACUUGCGCGUCGAGCAAAGAUUGAAAAUGCUUGAUAUCGUAGCGAUAUUACUGGAUCCUUUUCUACUUAUCGGACUCGUCCUCGGUAGCCUAUACUUUUAUCUCACAGCUACCUUUGACUUUUGGAAAUGUCGCGGUGUACCGUUCAAAAAGCCGACUGUGCUCGUCGGAAAUUUUGGUUCCCUGCUCCUGUUUCGAACGUCGCAACCGGAAGGCGUGAAAGAGAUGUAUCAGUGGUUCAAGGAUGAAAGGUUCUUUGGCGCGUUUCGAGUAAGAUCGCCCGUGCUGAUUCUACGUGAUCCCGAUCUAGUGAAGAGCGUGUGCGUCAAGGAUUUCGCUUACUUCCUGAAUCGUGGGAUACCGAUCAAUAGCGAUCAGGAUCCGCUCUCCGGCCAUCUAUUCAAUCUCGAAGGGCGCAAGUGGAAGGGUCUCAGGUCGAAAUUAACGCCCGCGUUCUCGUCGGGCAAGCUGAAGCGGAUGUUCUACCUACUGGUGGAAUGCUGCGAAGAGUUGCAGCGGCUUAUCAAUGAGGCAAGCAGCUUCGGUGACCAAACGGUCGAGGUACGGGAACUGGCCGCGAAAUUCAUCAUUGACGUCAUCGGCAGCUGUGCCUUCGGCAUACAGAUAAACGCGCUCACCGACGAAGAAUCCGAAUUUCACAGAGCGGUGAAGAAGCUCUCGAAGCCGAGUUACAAGGCCACUCUCUGGAGGAUGCUACGAACGGCCAUGCCGAGGCUGUACAAGCUGAUGGGUGUGCAGCUCGUCGAUCCGAGCGUUACCCAGUUUUUCACGCAUGUCGUAUCACAAAUGAUCAGCCAAAGAGAGAGUAACGGCACGACCAGACACGAUUUCAUGGACCUAUUAAUCGAGUUGAAAAACAAGGGUACUCUGGAGAGCGAAGCCACUAAUCUAAGAAUCUGCAGCGAUGAAGACGCCCAAGUGGCGAAGGAAAUCGAAUUAGAUGAGAACACUAUCGCGGCACAAGCGUUCGGUUUCUUUGCCGCCGGUUACGAAACGUCAUCGAACACGAUCGCGUUUUGCCUCUACGAACUAGCCUUGAACCAAGAAAUCCAAGAUAAGACCAGGCGAGAGGUACACAAUGCUAUAGGAGAUGGAAAAUUAACUUACGACGCGAUUCAGGAAAUGAAGUAUCUCGACAUGGUAAUAUUAGAGACUCUCAGGAAGUAUCCGCCAGCUCCACUGUUCGCUCGAAGAUGCGAGUACAAGUACCGGAUACCGGACAGCAAUGUGGAGCUGCCGGCUGGCUUGCGGGUCGUCAUACCGAUUUAUGGCCUCCAUCAUGACCCAAAUUACUAUCCCGAUCCGGCAAGAUUUGAUCCCGAGAGAUUCACGGAGGAGAAUAAACGCACGAGACACCCUUACACGUAUCUUCCAUUCGGAGAAGGACCACGAAAUUGCAUAGGCAUGCGGUUCGCGUUGCUGCAAAUCAAGAUGGGAAUAAUAGCGUUCCUCAAGGAUCAUCGGGUUGAGAUAUGCGACAAGUCACCGGUGCCGAUCAAGUUCAGCAGACGGAGUCUUGUGACCGCGAGCGAGGCGGGAUAUUGGCUUACCAUUACCUCAUCUUCCUAAAUACGGAUUGUAUAUUUAUAAGAGUAUUUUUUUUCUUCAAGAGACUAGUAGGUAAAAAUACAUGA